Molecule: messenger RNA, 2920 nt
Organism: Triplophysa dalaica
Lineage: Eukaryota; Metazoa; Chordata; Actinopteri; Cypriniformes; Nemacheilidae
Gene: tardbpa
Product: TAR DNA binding protein a
Exons: 4
Coding region: 443-1729 (428 amino acids)
Biological process (GO): regulation of gene expression
Cellular component (GO): nucleoplasm
Molecular function (GO): RNA binding
Source: RefSeq, a predicted model, not a curated record
UUCCCUCGGUGACGACUCUGGGUGGCCAUUUUAUCAGAAGUGUGGGGGUGAAAAACAAUCGGAUGCGCUCGUAUGUGUGUUUUCUUUGAUUUUAUUCAUUUAUAUUGUUCACAUUAAUCGAGAUCAGUAAAUCAUCAUGUACAGUCGAUGAAAGCCUGCUUAAUAAACGAACAAUUGGCGGGAACUGGCGUGCGACGUAACCUGCCAUUCAUUACGCGUCUGUACGCACGGCUAGCAAGUGACGUUAGCCUAGCUUAGCUAAUGGCACCUCGCGUUAUCGGACAAUAGUCACUUGUAAACAAAAUAUCAAAAACACUUGUUAUCGAACAAUUUGUGGUCAAGCCAAGCUCGUGUUUAUUUAAGAUUGAAUCAGCCAGUCGAAAAGUAACUGUUACUCGUAUUGUAGCCGAAUUAGCCUAGCUCGCGCGUGUGCCGUUUAAUCAUGACGGAGUGUUACAUUCGCGUGGCGGAGGAUGAAAACGAGGAGCCCAUGGAGAUCCCGUCCGAGGAGGAUGGCACCGUGUUGCUCUCCACGGUCGCCGCACAGUUUCCCGGUGCAUGUGGCCUUCGGUACCGAAGCCCGGUGUCUCAGUGUAUGAGAGGAGUCCGACUAGUGGAGGGGAUUCUGCACGCGCCCGAGGCAGAUUGGGGCAACCUGGUGUACGUUGUCAACUAUCCAAAAGGUAAAUGUGUGAUGCAUCGAUCGUUCCACACAAAAUAUACAUUUUUAUCAUACACGUGUAUAUAUGCUAACAUCAUUAAUCCAUGCAUUUUAGAUAACAAGAGGAAGAUGGAUGAGAUGGAUGCUGCGUCUGCUGUGAAGAUCAAGAGAGGUGUGCAGAAAACGUCAGACCUGAUCGUUCUGGGUCUGCCAUGGAAAACGUCCGAGCAAGACCUUAAAGAUUACUUCAGUACCUUUGGCGAGGUUAUCAUGGUGCAGGUGAAGAGAGAUGCCAAAACAGGAAACUCCAAAGGAUUCGGCUUUGUAAGAUUUACAGAGUAUGAAACGCAAGUGAAAGUCAUGACCCAGCGGCAUAUGAUCGAUGGAAGAUGGUGUGACUGCAAACUCCCUAAUUCAAAGGCGGGGCCAGACGAGCCUAUGAGAUGCCGGAAAGUGUUUGUGGGCCGCUGCACUGAGGACAUGAGCGCCGAUGAGCUCAGACAGUUCUUUAUGCAGUACGGCGAAGUCACAGACGUAUUCAUCCCCAAACCUUUCCGAGCUUUUGCCUUCGUUACCUUUGCCGAUGAUCAGGUCGCCCAGUCCUUGUGUGGUGAGGACCUGAUCAUUAAAGGAACCAGCGUGCACAUCUCCAACGCUGAGCCAAAGCACAAUAAUAGUAGGCAAAUGAUGGAUCGUGGGCGGUUCGGGGGGUAUGGGGGGCAGGGCUUUGGCAAUAAUCGCAGUCCUAACAGCAAUGUGAAUUUUGGGGCCCUUAGCCUGAAUCCGGCCAUGAUGGCAGCCGCUCAGGCGGCCCUCCAGAAUAGCUGGGGAAUGAUGGGAAUGCUGGCGGGUCAACAGAAUCAGACAGCCCCCUCUGGCACAAACCCUAGUGGGCAGAACAGUGGUAGUAGAGAUCAGAACCCGAGUUACAACGCAAGCAGCAAUAACUACAACGCAAGCAGCUCAGCUGGUCUCGGGUGGGGGGCGGGCACCAAUUCAGGCUCAAGCGGUGGGUUCAACUCCGGCUUUGGAUCUAGUAUGGAGACAAAGUCAAGCUGGGGAAUGUAGAGAGAGAUUUGAGUUGGGUAUCACCAAUAUCUAGAUAAUAUGGUAAGUAUUUUGAGAUAAGAAAGUUUAGUCGGAUAUUAUGUCCGGAAAAUAUUUGCCUUUGAUUUUUUUGUAAAACUGAAUGUUCAUAUAUAUGUAACGAUUGGUCUUACAUUUAUUUAGAGUGGUUGAAAUUGUUAGAAGUGAUGAAAACACUAUGAUAUUUUUUUCCUCAUGGAUAUAAUUUAUUUUGUGUUAAGCAUUAUUUCAAAAUGCCAACAUAUCUGAAACACGCAUGAGCAUCUCGUACCAUUUCAGUGCCCUCUCGCAUACAUGUAAAGAUGCUCCAGUUGAAAAGAGAUUUGAGUUGUGUUCUCUGCCGUUUUUUCCCUCAAAGUUUUUGAUGGUCAAGCCUUCAUAAAUCUCUUCUACAGUUCAUCAACUCUUUUCCAAUUUCCCGGGAAGAAGCCCCUCGUUGGCCGCAAUGUUCGAGCAAUCACAGUAUCAGUUCCCCUCCUCCCAUGUGUAAAUGCUUUGCCAUCAAAGAGCGCAGCGUCACUCUGCAUAUACUGUGUUAGACGGUGGGUGUCGUUUUUUUCCUCCCCUUUUUCAUGGAUGAAAUCUGUCCGCUUUUUGAGAGCUGAGUGAGAUGGUGAUGGAUUGUUGGUGGGCCCAGAAUGAGAGACUGAAUGAGCGAACAGGCUGAAAGAGAGAGAGAGAACUUGGAACUGCGAGACUGUGAGAACUUGGACCUGUGUGUACGAGUGUGAACGGAGGCAACGAGUGUUUUCUGUAGGAUCAUCACGAGGACAUUCAUUUACAUUCUUCCGUCCCUCCUGUUCUGUCUCUCUUUCUCCUUUUCUCAUAUUCAGAGGUGCAUAAAAAAUAACCCCAAAAUAUCUAUGUAGUGGAAUGUUUAAGUGAUCAAAGUAUUUGUGUUCUUGCUAUAUAAUUUGAUGUGAAUGCUGUGUAUGGUGUGUGUUCUUUCUUGCUGUUAUUCAACUUGUACGUGUGAUGGUGAUGUGAUGCUGUCUGUGGGCGGGGCUCUGGGAGUGGGUGGUGAAUGAGGGCGAGCGUGAGCUCUGAGUGGCUUAACUGGGGUGAUGUAUUGAUGAUGAAUGCCUACAGAAGAGGUUGCUUUUGUUACGUGUUUCGAAUGCUUUUUAUAUGUUUUGUGAAUCAAAGGGAACUGAAAUAAAACAAAUAAUUUGA